Molecule: messenger RNA, 2308 nt
Organism: Chrysoperla carnea
Lineage: Eukaryota; Metazoa; Arthropoda; Insecta; Neuroptera; Chrysopidae
Exons: 9
Coding region: 2-2308 (768 amino acids)
Source: RefSeq, a predicted model, not a curated record
UAUGGAUUUUGAAGAAAUUUUUUCAAAAAUUCAAGGUCUUUUAAAGAGUGCCGAUCAAAAUGUAGGUCCACUAAAAAAAAUAAAAAAUCGUGGUGGAAACGAACCGGCAAUUCUUCAUAUUGUAUCUCAAUUACAUAAACUGUUAAUGCAAUACAAAUACUUGGAUAGUAAUCAGAAUCAUUUAAAUGAAGAAAUGUUACGUAAAAUUACAUUUUUCUUAAUUUUAAAUUGUGAUCUAACACGUAUUGAAGAUUUAUCCAACGAACCAAAUGUGGGACAUUUAGUCGGCAUUUGUCCCUUAAUAACACCCUGCAUUUUAUUUGACUGUGUAUGGGGCUUAAAUUUAGGACAAUAUUUGAGUGAAAUAUUAACUUAUGGUCCAGUUACAUUAUCUUUAGAGCUGUUGAAAGAUGCUGUAACUAGUGUUCAAUUUUCAUUGCCAUAUCCUUUGUUAGACCGUAUAAAAAUGUUAAUUUAUGCUAUUUAUAUGAAAAUAUAUCGAUUAAAAGUUGAUAAAAUUUACUAUAUACGAUUAGAGCAUAGUUUAUCAAGUUUAGUUGAAAGAUUAACUGAAUUAUUGCAAAAUUAUAUAUCUCCAAAAUCAUUUAAAAAUGAAGAUUGGGGCAUGAGCGACCUGUAUCGGUAUACUGGAUAUACGAUGAAAAGUAUAUUAGAACUAACAAAUGAUUGUCUUGAAAUAUACAUAAAUCAAUCUCCAAAAAUAUCAGAAUACCAUAAAUUAUUUGAAAUUGAAUAUAACAUUGGUUUAUUAUCAGCUUGUGAAGCAAAUUUAAAAGCAAUAAGUGUAAAAAUUUUUUGUUCUUGGUCUGAAUUUAAGUUGGAAAAUUCGAAUCAAACAAUACAAAAUUAUGUAGCAACAUAUGCACAUAUUAUUAAUGAAAAAUUGUCACAAUUAGAUCUCGAACCAGAAUUUCUUGAAGAAUUAUCAGGAAUGUUUUCUGCAAUAUCAAUAAAACCAUUAUCUAUAGAGGAAGAAAUUCAACAGGCUGAUUUGGAUACAAUUUUUAAGAAUGUACAAAACGAAAAUAGUAAUCAAAAGUUAUGGUUCAAAAAAUUUUUAUCGUUAGACAAACUUUUAAGUGAUGAAAAACAUAGAAACAUUCUGAAAAAUUAUAUAAAAUUAUGCGAUAUUGAGGACAUGAAUGUAAUCUUAAAGAACAUUUUUGAAGAAUGCUUUAAAAGCGAAUUGAAAACCAAUUUAAUGAUUGAGUUAUUAAAAUAUUUUAAACCGUUAUGCCAGCGAAAAAUUAAAAAUGAAAGCGAUCAAGUAAUUGGGAUAUAUUUAUUAAAAAAUGUUUGUGAUCAGUAUGCGACAAAAGAAUUUCAACAAACAUUUGUACAUUGUAUUCGUAAGAUAACUGAGGAGAAUAUUAUUUCAGCUGAAAAUGUUGCACAGGAGAUACUAUUCCCAAAUAUUUAUAAAUUUAUGGUUGAAAAAGAUUUCGAAAAUGUUUUACUGUGGUUGGAGGGUUGCAAGGAAAUUUGUGGACAGGAAUCGUUUUUCAAAUUAUAUACACCAUUUAUACUUUUCUUAGCACAAAUGUUAAACCAUUCACGAAACGAUAUUAAUACAUUCUCAAUUCAGUCGCUAAAUGUUUUACAAUUAAGUAUUUCUAUUACGAUAAUGGUUGUAAAUAAUGUAAAAAGUAAGAACAUUAUAUCAAAUGAAGAUAUUGCUUAUCUGAAAGAUAGCCUAAGUACAGAAUCACUUGUAAAUCGAUAUUAUUUUGAGCCAUUAUGGAAUAAUGAAAAUAUUAAUUAUUUAAAUUAUGUAUUUAUGGGUGGUUUAAAAGAUCACACACGAUCUUGGAAUGUUUCCCGACUUUUAGAGUUGUUGCCGUUUAAUACUUUAGAAGAGUGGAAAAUACUUUCACUAAAUAUUUUGGAAGUACAACCAGAUGCAUUGGAAUAUUUUAAAAUGUUAAAUGAUUGCAUAAACCUGCUUGCAACAGUAGUAAAACAGAGUUCAUCACAAACAAGUUUAGCAUGUUUUGAAUGCUGUAUAAAACAUUUCACCAUGACAUUAAAUGACAUAAUAUUUCCCAAGUUAGAUGAUAGUUAUAAUGCGCAAUUAAUCGUUUGGGAAGCCUUAUUAUAUAUGGUAACUCUAUUUCCAAAAGAUAUUAAAGAGAAUUGUUGUACACAAUUAAUACAAAUAUUAAUACCAUUGUUGACGAAAUUAAAACAAAAAAAUUCCAAGGUAUUUUCAAUUACUGUAUUAGAUUUAAUCUCAUUAGAAAGUACUGAAGCUUGUAAAAUAAUUUGUAAGAAAAUUACAGAUAAUUGA